This is a messenger RNA of Plasmodium gonderi, 3531 nucleotides long. Its product is annotated as AAA family ATPase. NCBI's taxonomy places the organism in Eukaryota, Apicomplexa, Aconoidasida, Haemosporida, Plasmodiidae. Gene Ontology annotation, molecular function: ATP binding; ATP-dependent peptidase activity; ATP hydrolysis activity. Gene Ontology annotation, biological process: proteolysis. The coding region runs from base 1 to 3531 and encodes 1176 amino acids. Gene Ontology annotation, cellular component: chloroplast thylakoid. The transcript has a single exon. The record is from RefSeq and is a predicted model, not a curated record.
AUGAAAGGAAGAAAUGAACGAAAAGCGAAUAUCGAACAAGUGAUGAACGACUAUCUAAUAAACCUUAGCUACCUAUACAAAAAUUCACACUCAUUAAGUGAUAAUGAAAAUAAUGAAAAUAAGCAGCGUAAAUCUAGUAACUCUAAAAUGGGUUACAUUAAGCAGGAAUCAUUACUUAUGAACCAGAACGAAAAUGGAAGUAGUGCCAGCACCAAUGAUGAUAUUUCAUCAGAUUCUGGAAAAAGCAGAUCAUUGCAUUAUGAUGAAAUAAUGAAUACAAUUUUUACUCCUAAAGAGAGAGAAAUUUAUAUGAAUAUAAAAAAAAUUUUUAAAAAUAAAAAAAACUAUGCAGAUAUAGAAACAAAUGAGUAUCUUUUUUGUUACUUAUUCAUUUUAGCUCUUAAGAACAUGUUUUAUAACAUAAUAUUGCAGAAGAAAGUAGAACACCAAUUGGAAAAGGCACAUCAGGAGAUUCUCUAUUCAGCAUCUCUCUAUUGUCCUCCAACCUCGAAAACAAAAAGCUCUCAUGAUGAGGAAAGCAUCACGCAUCGACGUAGGGGCGAGAAGGAGUGUUAUCCCAAGCAGGGAAAUCUGAACAACCAUGUGAAAGAUCACUUGAAUGGUCAUGCGAACGACCAUGUGAAUGACCAUGCGAACGACCAUGCGAACGAUCAUGUGAAUGACCAUGCGAACGACCAUGCGAACGACCAUGUGAAUGACCAUGCGAACGACCAUGCGAACGACCAUGUGAAUGACCAUGUGAAUGACCAUAUAAUGAAUAACCAUGUGAAUAACCAGGUGGGAGAUCAGAUCAGGGAUAGUGGCACGGGGGAAGAUAGCUCCACGCCACUCAAUGAAGCUGCCGAAGACUCAGAAAAAAACGUAACGCAUAAAACAAAACCAGGAACCAAGAAAUCCGUGGAGGCAAAGAAACCUGAAGAGGGAAAGAAACCUGUAGAGGCAAAGAAGAAAGAGAGAGAUAAAAACCUACUUGAAGAUAAGUAUGAACAAUUUGGAAAAAAUUACAUAUUUCACAUUUUCGAAGCAUUGAAGAAGAAUAAGUUUUAUUGGAUAUUCCCACUGAGUGUAGUGAUGUUUGGGUACCUUUACUACAAAAUGAGGGGUAAAAUUGCAGAUUACAUAUACAACCAUUACAUGAAUAUAACUAAAUACUUCACUAACAUAUCUGUAUGGCCAAGUGGAUGUGAAGAAAUGAUGAUAUCAAAAGAUUACAACCACUUCUUCUACAAUAUUCAGAAAAAUAAUGUAAAAACAAUUUUUUUUAAUCCUUCCAAUAAUACGUUCUCUUAUCUUCUAAGCAAAGGGGCCAUACCUAAGAGCAGCAACAAUAUGAUGAUUUUUAACACGAAUAAAAUUGGUAGCAGUAACUUAUCAACACAUGAAGAGAAGAACAAUAUGUAUACAAUUUUUUAUAAUGAUUAUAUAAUGAAAUUUUUGCUAAAAAAUAAGGUUUAUGAAAAUGUAGAAAUAAAACUAGAUGAUAAAAUGUUAAAAAUGUCAUUUUAUGAAAUUUUAAAAAAAAAUAUGUUCGAUUUGGUUACGUAUACAUUUUCGUUAAUAACAUUCUUUUAUAUUUAUGAGAAAAAUUUGUCAGCAUCUUCGCCUUUCAAUAAUUCAGAUUAUUCUUUUCAGAAAAGAAAUAAAUUCGAUUCUUUUAAUGAAAUAAUAUUAAAUGAUGAAACUAAAAAAGAUAUUAAAGGAACAUUAUUUUUUUUAUUAUAUUCAAGCAUGUUUUCUGAAAAUUAUAAUUUAUCACAUAACAAUACCAUUUUAUUUACUGGAGAAACAGGGACUGGGAAAAGCUUACUAGCUAAAGCAAUUGCAAAAGAGUUAGAUGUAGAAUUUAUACAUCUAUCGGGUUCUACUUUUAUUGAACUUUACAUAGGAAACGGUGCAUCCAAAAUUAGAAACCUAUUCAAAAUGGCCAAACGAAAUAAAAAAUCAGUUCUAAUUUUUAUAGACGAAAUUGAUAGCAUUGGACUGAACAGAAGUGUUACCAAUGAUACGGGGAAUAAUCAAAACCAUGAAUACACACAAACUUUGAAUCAGCUCCUAAUCGAAAUUGAUUCCUUGCACGAGUACAAUCGAGAACAGUAUCUCAUCGCUUCCCAAAAACGGGAUCAAAUAGGGUUCUUCACGCACAUUAAAAAGACGCUUAUGAACAUUAUUCCACUCGAGCGACCUCCCCUCAACACUGAUGCGGGUAGUACUAGUCCAACAGACAACAGGUAUCCCAAAAAUGGAAAUCAUCCGUAUGGAAAUCAUCCGUAUGGACGCCAUGCAAAUCAUACAGCACUUCAUCAAAAGGAUGGGUAUGAAAUUUUGCAAUAUUAUCUGAACAAUGAACUGACACUACAAGAAGUGGAGGAACUGUUUAAUUUGAAAAGUCAUAGAACUGGAAAAUUUAUUCUCCUUAUCGGAGCCACAAAUAGAUACAAGUAUCUAGAUUCUGCUUUAAUCAGAUCAAAGAGAUUCGAUAAAAUUAUACAUUUUCAUGUACCAAAUAUGUUCACGCGAAGAAAGCUUUUUGAAUUUUAUGUGGAUAAGUAUAUAGGUAGAAAAAACAUCAUUGGACGUGAAAUCAUAGGUAGAAAAAAAAUUUGUGGAAAUUAUAACUUUCCAGAAGCAGAUGCCCAUUUUGAAAAUACAACACUGAAUGGAAAAGACUCCUCAUUAUCAUUACCACGAUUACGUGAGAGGAACGAAUCUCCUGUCCUAGAAUUUACCCCCUUUAGACAUAAAUUUGGAAAUUACCUUAAUGCACUUCAUCCAAGAGUUACGGACAAAUAUGAACUUAUGUUGAAGUCACUGCAAAGGGGAGAUCAAUUAAAUGUUUCCACAACGAGCAGUAAUAAUAGUGGAUCUCCUAAUGAGAGUAAGAACCACGUAGACACUUUUUCCUUUGCCAUUUUAACAACAUUAUUUAACUGUGCUGAUAUUGAUGAAAUUGUUCACUCGGCACAAAUGAAAAAUUUCACAAAAAGUCCAAUUCAUCGAAAAGUGUACAAUUUCAACAGUACUAUGUUUGAAGUACUUGAUUCUGUUUUGUAUAAAAAGUUUACAUAUGACAAUCAUACAGAAAAACUUACUAUCCAAGUAAAUAAAAACGAAAAAAAUGCAGUUAACGAUUCUUCUGUAAACCUCAAAUUUAUGAAUAACAACAUGUCCACGGAUGCAGAUUAUGAUGAAUAUUUAACUAAAUUUAUUAACUUUUGCAAUGAAGAAUUAGACAGACGAAUGAAUGAUGAACAGAAAAACAAACAUAAGAAAGGAAAUAAUCCACAACUAGAAAAACUAUCAUUUGAUGAUUUCCUCUUCUUUAACGAUUUAAAAAAAUGCAAAAUAAAAAUUUGGAAUGAUGAAGAUAUAAGCUUCUUCCUGCAAAACACUUUCUGUGUCAAUAAUGGAUUUUUGUACGACCCGAAGAAGUAUCACCUAUGCUUACUGUGGAAAUCUAUAGAGAGCUUUUUCAUAAUUUUACAUUCGAAUUGUGUGCUGCAGCCCUGCUGA